UAAAGAACAAACAAAACUCUUCCUCUCUUCUAAGAAUAGCUUCAACUAGUAAAUGCCAAUGUAGAGUCUCUCAUUUCUUGCAACUCAAUCUCUCUUCGCUUUAAUACUUCCAUUAGCCAUUGCUUCUGAUCCAAGCCCCGUUCAAGACUUCUGCGUCGGUGUAAACACCCCUGCCGAUGGUGGCGAAGAGUCGCAACCAAUGCGCUGGGAACAUGUGUAACCCUGUUUUUGCUGAUAACCUUCCAGGGUUAAACACCCAAGGAAUCGCAUUUGCUCGUGUAAAUUAUGCAAUAAACGGCCUAAUCCCUCCUCACACCCAUCCACGUGCCAGCGAGUUCUUGAUUGUCCAAGAAGGAACACUCUUGGCCGUGGGACUCAUCAAUUUCCAUAUCAAUGUGGGACGAGUUCCAGCUGUUGCACUCAUUGCUUUUAACAGCCAAAACCCAAGUUUUGUCACAUCGAAUGGAGAUGGAAAUCGUCUCUUUACAAAAACACUCAACAUGGGUGAUUUAUUUGUGUUUCCUGAAGGACUCAUCCACUUCCAAGCCAAUGUGGGACGAUCUCCAGCAGUUGCAUUUGCUGCUCUAAGUAGCCAAAAUACAGGUGUUGUCACUAUUGCUAAUACUUUGUUUGGGUCUAAGCCAUUGAUAGACUCGAAUGUUCUUGCAAGAGCAAUCCAGUUGGACCUUAGAGUGAUUGUGGAUCUACAUAACAAAGAACAAGUUCCAACCAAAAACUUAAAAAAUAUUGUGCUUUGA
Molecule: messenger RNA, 758 nt
Organism: Thlaspi arvense
Lineage: Eukaryota; Viridiplantae; Streptophyta; Magnoliopsida; Brassicales; Brassicaceae
Source: the annotation of a GenBank genome assembly